AUGCACACCCUAUCCAUCCUCACUGGGCUGCUCGCCCUGCUUCCUGGCCCGCUGGGGGUUACCGGCUCGGCUAUUCCACUCGACAGUCUUCAGUCCUUGCUCGGUCCCUACCACUCCAGUCAAGACUCGGAAUCAUCCCCAGAAAAUGCAGAUGCGCUCAGCCGCCCAUCCUGGUUCACAUCCACCCUGAUGGCACGACGCCUCCUGGCGCUCUCUCCCUCGGGGGUUGUUUCUACUGUAUUCCCCGACCCACUCCCACCCUCCACACACGCCCCAUCCUCUGUAGCCGGGCUCUCCAUCGGUCUGCGGGAGUACGUCGCCGACUGCGAUGGCGUGCUGCCCUCCGAGGUGUCGCCUGGGGACAGCGGCAACCCGACCAUCCUCGCCCUCCGCGUGGCCACCACUUUUAGGAACAUCGCCGCAGGAUCAAACCUCAGCCUCGAGCUGGACUGGUGGGACCACCUCCACGAGGCUGCCCCCGUCUACCCCGGGCUGCCGCUGAGCGCCGCCGGCCUGCCCCGGGUGACGCUGUUCGGGUACCUGGAACCCCUUCCCUCCCCGCUUCCAGAGACAGCAGCGACCGCGCUGGAGAAGUGCUUCCUGGCAUCACACCCAGACGCGAGGGUCUGGUUGCCCGGAGCGCUCGGGUCUCCGCAUUCCAGUUUCUGGGCUAGUCUGGUGGUGACCCAGGCGUACUGGAUUGGAGGCUUUGGUGAUGUGCAGCUGAUCGGCUGGAUGAAUGUUACCGAGUGGAAGGGGAUCGGGCGCCAUGCGAGUGAAGUUGGGGUGGGCGAUGGACGGGGAUGGGAGGAUGUGCGGCUGCCGGGGGAGAAGCAGUGA
Messenger RNA from Penicillium alfredii, 840 nucleotides. RefSeq lists its product as uncharacterized. The transcript has a single exon. Lineage: Eukaryota; Fungi; Ascomycota; Eurotiomycetes; Eurotiales; Aspergillaceae. The record is from RefSeq and is a predicted model, not a curated record. Bases 1 to 840 code for a protein of 279 amino acids.